AUGUGGACCCCAUCUUGCCACGUGGGACCGUCUCACUGGCUGUUUCCGACAAACCCCACCGUCACCGACGACAACCACUCGUUCCCCGAAAGCGACGACACGCUUGCACACGUCGUCCCCACGUACGUGGCGGGCCCCGCACCCCAACGUGGCCACGUCGACCUCGUCUCAUUUACACGUGUCCAGACGCGCUUUACCUCCGCCACGUGUCUCCACAUACUCUGCGGGACCCACUCCAGCAAUUUCCUUUAUUUUAAAUUAAAAAAGGUUCGCGAACCAAUGAAAUCAAAUCUUCGCUUUUCGUACUUUUGGUCAUGCGUUAAUCAUAAGAAACCCACGCGCCGUCAUGGGGGUGACGCGCUGCCAGCUUUAGAGUUGGGGAGUGGAGAGCACGCGCUGGGGAGAGAAGAGGAAUGGAGUGAGGGAGUUUUCUGGGGGCGUAUUUUAUUGGUGGUGUUUCCCAAUUCAACAACCGAACCGAGGAAGGUUUCCUUGUAA
This is a messenger RNA of Sphenostylis stenocarpa, 498 nucleotides long. The record is from the annotation of a GenBank genome assembly. Lineage: Eukaryota; Viridiplantae; Streptophyta; Magnoliopsida; Fabales; Fabaceae.